GGACCAUGGCGGGUAGGACCCUAGCUCUGCGUUAUGGCCCCCCAUGGCCUCCCAUUUCUGGAACCGAGGUGUCUGGAUCCUGGCCCAACUGGCAUCUAACCAGCAGUGGCGUUGCCCACCACAUUAUCCCCUCUGUGUCCUUCCCCCCGCCCACUGUACAGUCCACCGUCGCCGAACCCCUAUCCCACGCCGCAAAGCAGGAUUUACACAUCUGGGCUUUUGACGAAGUCAUCAGCAGAUGGGAGACAACCUACGGUUCGGCCCACGUGCCCAAAACCCUGGGCGGUCCCUACGCUCAGCCCAGAGCCCCAGAGCCUGCGGACCCUACGCGGACAGUAGGGAUUAAGGCUUUAGGAGAAAAACUCAGACACCGAGGCUGGCGCCUCCCCCUCAUCACAAAACACCACAGCAGCGAGACCAAGGCACAGUACAAGGGUUGGCCCAGCCAGGACCGGCGAGUCGUCGUCUACUUUGGGCCCCAGUCCCUGGAGCUAGUGGACCACCACCGCGGGGGCCCUUCCCAGGCCCUAAUCCCCUGGACGAAGAACCCUGAGCUGACUGGCCGGCCUUUCACAAUAUCCGACAAGGGAGUCCUGGACCAUCAUCAGCCCUAUCUGACCACCUCGGCCCGGGACUUCCGCUGCUACACGAAGAAGGAGCUGUCCAGAUACGCCUGCAAGGACACGCUGAACUUCUGGGGCUUCCAGAAGAUGCCUCAGGCCCGGGACCACGGCCCGCAGCGGACACGGUGUUCGCCCUUCCCACUGCCGCCGGGACCACCGCGGGCCCGCUUGCCACACGUGCGCCCGGGGACGCCAGCCGUGCCGCAUCGCGGGACCCUGACUUUGACUCAGGAGUCCUACAGCUCCCCGGUGCACCCACUCCGCCGGCUUGAUCGCUCCUGCCCACUGGAGGCGCCCUGGGGUGGCCCCCACUGGAAGCCCUUGCCUGGCAUCUACAGCGUGCCUAAAGCCUACCGCACCGAGAACUCUCGCUAUGGCAGCUUAAAGUCAGAGCUAGUCUGAGCUGGCCGGGCCAGCC
Molecule: messenger RNA, 1041 nt
Organism: Sciurus carolinensis (gray squirrel)
Lineage: Eukaryota; Metazoa; Chordata; Mammalia; Rodentia; Sciuridae
Gene: Saxo3
Exons: 5
Coding region: 6-1025 (339 amino acids)
Source: RefSeq, a predicted model, not a curated record